AUGCCCUGGCUGCCUCCCGAAAUUCUGUUGAUCAUCACCUCUUAUAUACACGAUCCUGAGACCCUGGUAUCACUGCAACUCGUGAGCAAGGAUUGGUCGGCCGCCGCAGUCUCGCAGCUGGAUCGGGGUUUCCUACUCCUCAACAUGAACAAAGUAACCCAAGAUAUCAUCGAGAAGAAACGGAAGACCGCUCGCACCCGGGAGCUGGUCCGUGGUGUGGUCGUGAACUGUCCCGAUGGCGACUACUGGCGGGGUCUUUUGCGGGACGUCAACGAGCGAGUUGGCCAGUUCCCUAACUUGGAUUAUCUGGCUUUGCACCUUCGACCACCAAGCGGCCAUGCUCCCUUCCCCUAUCUUUCUUAUGAUAGAGAGGAAAUACUGUGGGAGGCAAUGCGUGAUUUUCUCAAGGCUCUCAGAAGACUUGGAAAGAUCAAAAAGGGUAACAGCUUGAAUGAGAUUUCCAUUCAAUCCCUACCAGUCCAAGCUCGCUUCCCGGGGUCCGACCAGGGAGAGACAGAACCCAACCAGAGGGCGCUCACAAAGCUCGGUUUGAAGGCACUGAAAAUAGGUUUAGUGAGCUCGACGGUGUGGAAUCAUGAUCUAGAAUGGUCCCUGGAAAAUCAGCCAAUUGGUGAUCCACCAUGGAUUUGGGUAGGACCAACAAUUCAGACCCUGCGACAUCUCUCUAUCACUUGUUGGGGAUUCUACAUGAAGAACGUUGCAGGGGCAUGCUCCUACGGAGGCUUCUUUGUCCCAAUGCUGGAAUCCCUGGAGCUGCGUGGCUGUGGGUUCACAGCGGACUUUCAGCUGGAUUGCAUAGUCAGACAUGGGCGUACUCUGCACUCCUUGAAAUUCGAUGACUGCGCAAUUAUUAAUCGCCUUGUUCUGUGGCGUCCACCUCGAGGUGUCACCAUUGCUGAUAGAGCACAUGCGUCUUUACACGUUGUUGAUGACGGACCGAAAGACCAGGUCCGCCUAUACAAUACUCGGUGGGCGCAGUACUUUGACAAGAUAAAGGAAAAAAUGCCACGCCUCAAACACUUUGAGAUUGGCAGUAGCCGGGCCCGCGCCCCUGGGGAAGAAGGGCCAUGUUUCCAGUCGGAACGGUAUUCUGGGCCCUCCUUCCAUAAACCGUCAACAUUCUUAUUCGGCCUCUUUCCAGAUCGUUAUCUUAAAAUGGGCGAUGCAUCUGGAUGUGCGUGCUGCUCUUGGGUGCUUCAAAAUAAACCACAGGAACGGCCAAAACGACAGGGACUGAUCCUGGACAAUUCUGAUCGGGAUGCCUUACGUGGGUUACUCGAGAAGAUUGGGCAGUCAGUACAAGAGGACGCCGACUCCGGGCAUGCUGGUUCUGAAGCAACUUCUAGCUCGAACGAGCCGGACUCACCCUGCUCCGACACGACUUCGUCCUCUGUCCUCUGA
This is a messenger RNA of Penicillium daleae, 1422 nucleotides long. RefSeq names its product F-box protein. Lineage: Eukaryota; Fungi; Ascomycota; Eurotiomycetes; Eurotiales; Aspergillaceae. The coding region runs from base 1 to 1422 and encodes 473 amino acids. The record is from RefSeq and is a predicted model, not a curated record. Gene Ontology annotation, molecular function: protein binding. The transcript is spliced from 5 exons.